AUGGCCCCUUCUGUCUCCCUCGACCACACCACACCGGCAGUCGUGCCCGAGUCCAACGAGACCCCUGCUGCCUUCGUGCCUGCCAAUGACCUCUUCUCUUUGGCCGGUCGCACAGUCAUGAUCACCGGAGGCGGUCGUGGUCUGGGUAUGUGCUUGACCACUGCUGUCCUUGAAGCUGGUGGUGACGUUGCCUGUCUUGAUUUGCUCCCCGAACCCAGCGAAGAGGAGUGGAACGCCGUGCAGAAGAUGGCCAAACAGCGUGGCCUUCAAGCAACAUACACCCAGUGCGAUAUCACCAAUGAGGAGGACACUAAGAAAGUAUUGGAAGACAUUGCGGCCGAGGCACUGCGUCGGAACAAGCCCUUGCGUGGUGCCAUUACUUGUGCCGGCAUUCAACAGAUGGUCCCCGCUCUUGAUUACCCUAUCGAUGGAUACCGGAAGAUGCUGGAUGUCAAUGUUCUUGGAACAUUUAUUCCUGCCAAGCACUGUGCGCGCAUCUUCGUGGAGCAAAAGACCCCAGGCAGCAUUGUGAUGAUCGCGUCUAUGUCUGGUCAGAUUGCCAACCGGGGAUUGACCUGCACCGCAUACAACUCCUCCAAGGCCGCCGUGCACCAGAUGUGUCGAUCGGUUGCCCAAGAAUGGGGCCAGCACAACAUUCGCGUCAACACGCUUUCCGCAGGAUACAUUCGCACUGCCAUGACCGACGCUUUGCUUCAGGAGAAGCCGGAUUUGGAGGAGACUUGGAUGCGUGGUGCACUUCUCGGCCGUCUUGGCGCCCCCGAGGACUUCAAGGGGCCUACUCUAUACAUGCUCACCGACGCUAGCGCUUGGAUGACCGGUGCUGAUCUCCGAGUCGACGGUGGUCACUGUGCGUCGGCAUAA
Penicillium mononematosum is the source of this 882-nucleotide messenger RNA. Its product is annotated as oxidoreductase, short chain dehydrogenase/reductase family. The transcript is spliced from 4 exons. Gene Ontology annotation, cellular component: intracellular anatomical structure. The coding region runs from base 1 to 882 and encodes 293 amino acids. NCBI's taxonomy places the organism in Eukaryota, Fungi, Ascomycota, Eurotiomycetes, Eurotiales, Aspergillaceae. The record is from RefSeq and is a predicted model, not a curated record. Gene Ontology annotation, molecular function: oxidoreductase activity, acting on NAD(P)H, oxygen as acceptor.